AGAUUCCUUUAAAAAGAUAGACGCACGAGAAGACAAAAAAAGGGUUAUCCAACCUUCCUCUUCCUACCUAUGUCAACCAACUACUAAUACGACAAAGAUCUUUGCUAUUUUUUUCUUUUUCUUCUGGUUUUCUCAUUAGACUUGAGAGCAUGUGGUGGAGAGUCUUGUCUGAAUCAUCUCGAAGAGUCUCUGAAUCAUCGGAACAAAAGGGGACUCUGUUGGCCGUGACCAUGGCAACCGAUACAACAGCCUCAAGCUACUGGUUGAAUUGGAGGGUUCUCCUCUGCGGAUUAAUCCUAUUAGCUCCAUUGGUGUUAGCAGCGAUUCUCAUUUGGAGAUACGAAGGCAAAAGAAGACAAGGACGAGAACGCCCUGGGACGUUGUUCCAAGACGAAGCUUGGACCACAUGUCAUAAAAGAGUCCACCCUCGUUGGUUGCUCGUCUUUAGAGUAUUCUCGUUUGCUGCAAUGCUGACUCUACUCGUUUCAAAUGUUGUUCGUGAUGGAAGUGGCAUAUUUUACUUCUAUACUCAGUGGACGUUUACUCUUGUCACACUCUACUUUGGGUAUGCUUCGUUGUUAUCUAUUUACGGUUGCUGCAUCUACAAUAAAGAAGCUGGUGGUAACACAGAGAGUUAUACAAGCAUACAUGAUGCAGAACAAGGCACUUAUAGACCACCACCAAUCACCCGUGAUGAGUCUGGAACUUUACCAAAAUCUCCCAUUGCACAUUCAGAGUCACCCGUCCGAGAAGCAGCAGGGUUUUGGGUUUAUGUCUUUCAGGUCCAGUUCCAAACUUGUGCUGGUGCUGUUGUGUUAACAGAUAUCGUGUUUUGGGCGAUUAUCUACCCUUUUACUAGUGGUUACAAGCUGAGUUUUCUAGAUGUUUGUAUGCAUUCUCUCAACGCUGUAGUUCUCCUCGGUGACACAUGUCUAAAUUCACUGCGGUUCCCUCUGUUCCGGAUCUCUUACUUUGUACUUUGGAGCUGCAUUUACGUGGCUUACCAAUGGAUAAUCCAUGCCUUCAAGAACUUAUGGUGGCCAUAUCAAUUUCUUAGUCUUUCUUCACCCUACGCACCCUUAUGGUACUUGGGAGUGACAGUGAUGCAUAUACCGUGCUUUGCCGUCUUCGCUUUGGUCAUAAAGAUGAAGAGUUCCUUGCUACAGCGUCAUAAGACAUGAGGGGAGACCACUGUCGAGAGGACUUAUGGUCCAAAGUCAAACACAAAAUCAGGAAAAGUCAAACCUUCUUAGUGGAUAAGAGGCUAGUCAAUGGAUCUCAAGUUUACAAGUACAAACCAUAAUUUAGGUCUUGUUUAGUUUAUGAUUAAAAGAGAAAACAAAUGACAAAUCUCUCUCUCUCCCUCUCUCUCUAUUCUUUUUGGUUAAACAAUUGAUUAUGGGAAAUGGUUACAGUGAAAACUAAUAA
Raphanus sativus (radish) is the source of this 1428-nucleotide messenger RNA. RefSeq lists its product as uncharacterized. The coding region runs from base 150 to 1181 and encodes 343 amino acids. The record is from RefSeq and is a predicted model, not a curated record. Gene Ontology annotation, cellular component: membrane. NCBI's taxonomy places the organism in Eukaryota, Viridiplantae, Streptophyta, Magnoliopsida, Brassicales, Brassicaceae. The transcript is spliced from 9 exons.